This is a messenger RNA of Amoebophrya sp. A120, 2049 nucleotides long. Lineage: Eukaryota; Dinophyceae; Syndiniales; Amoebophryaceae. The record is from the annotation of a GenBank genome assembly.
AGGAUUUUGUCUCGCCUAGACAUGAUUAUAUUUUCCCACCCCCUGCUCCUCUUGAUGUGGUCCGCCUCAUCGGAUCACCCGGCGCUACUUGAUUCCUAGAAAUCAAAAAUUUCUCACCUUAGUCAUCCCUCUCCUUACCUUCGAGACAUCAACUCUCAGCAUGCGAGAGUUUUUCGAGCGUGUGGCAAUGGAGGCCGGGCUGCUCCGGACGGAGUUCGAGCACCUGGCUAACACCGACAAAAGCUUCCUGGCGUCGGUGGGGCGCGCGGGCCUGGACACCAUGGUGAUGGUGUCCGAUGUGACGCAGUGUGUGGCCUUUUUUGUGUUACUGUACAACCUCCGGCGGUUUCGAUCGCUGGUGGGCGUGAGUGGGCAGACCGUGGCAGCCAUCGCGGUGGCCCGCGUCGUGAACUUCCUCGGAGUUUUCGUUUUCGAGGGUGGCAAGGGCCGCCAGCUCAGCUUCUGGUUGUUCACCUCCGUAGACCUGCUCGCUACCAGUGUGGCCUGCUUCAACCUUUACUCAUUUGUGCAGCUGCGGCAAACCUACAAUGCCGAGAAAGACGACUUCCUGCGCGUACUGCUGGAGAAAUUCGGCUUUCAGGGCAAGGUCGCGCAGUACGGUGGAAUCUACAUCGUAUUUCUCUGAUUGUGUUUUUCUUUAUCCGGUUUUUUUCCACUCAAGGAACAAGAUUGAUAGAAUAGCCUAGAUUGUGGUAUGCAGAGAUCUACUUUUGGUUUUCGUUGGCUGAGUCAAUGACGUGAAGAUCCAUUAGCUUGAAGUCUGUUCGAGUUGGUAAGGUUGAGGGCGACAAUGUCCACCGUUCUACAGUUCUGAUUGAAGUAAUGAUCAUCCCUGCGUCCCAGAGCCUGCGGUAAAAGGCUGGGGGCCCGGCGCAAGUAGAGAUGCCGCGGUCUCCAGAUCUCUGGGACUAGAAAAAAUUUGCGACCACUUAAUUGAUUCCCGUCUGAUCAAGAAGAUACUCAGCGCGGGUUAGCCAGGUGGUCUACAAGAUGUACAAAUUUAACAAAGUGAUCUGUACCAACAAGCUCUUCAAAAAAGCAAAACGACAUUUUUAUUGUGGUGUUGGUGAAGUCGUUUCCUCAUACAGAACUGUCCCCAGCAUGCAUGCGAAGUAGGUCCAUGUCAAAAAAAAACCAGGUGGCGUUUGUGUUCAGCAUUGCGUGGAAGCUUUUUGUAAACAGCGGCUUGGUGUUUAACGUGUUGGGCGGGAAACCGGCAGAAACCAUUUCCGCGGAGACCAUCAUUCCGUCCUGGUCCGAGCUGGAAAAAAGCUUUGGGCAGCAAUCGACGUUGGCCGGCGUGGAGGAGGAAAGUUUGGUGGUUGGGUGGUACACGGUGUUCGCCGAUUCGCUUGUGAUGUGCGGCAUGCUGGCGCAAAUGCACCUGACGCGGCGCCUGUGCUUCAUCCGGGCCCUGCUCGGCGAUUUUGUCAUCCUCAUGGCGGCACACAAGCUUGGCCUCUUCUGCUGGUGGCUGCUGUUUGGGCAGGUGGUAUCGCUACCUGAGUCGUAUACGGACAUCAAUACGCUACGGUACCAGCUCCUGAGCUUUGAGUUCAUCCACAUUUGCAUCUACUUUGACUUCUGGGUCUUCUGGGUCCGGUCCGGCGCCGCGAGCUGGUGGUGGACCAAGAGGCAAAGGGACGAAUUCGUAAUGCUCUACGACAAUGUCUAGUACUACUACUAGUGGUGAAGGUGAAUCACCGGCGGGCGGAGGCGGGCAACGUAUACGUAUUUCACGUCCACUCAGCUCUAUAAAACGAAGGAUUUCAUCUUUCGCUCUCACGACUGACAGUGAGACAUCAUUCAGUUUACGGUUGACUUAUUCAACCGCCGCAGUGGUUCGUUCAAUUAUACUAGCAAUCGCCCAGUGGUUGAGUUUUUUUUAGAUUCUCUUCGACCUCGCGGUGCUGUAAAGCAGCCGGGAGUCAAGUACAACCCAUUUGAUCUACCCCGUUCCACUUCCAAUGAUUUCCAUUCCGAGAGUACAAAAAACACGAAGCGGUUUUUUCAUUUCCACUAACGUAU